ACGCGACGCAGAGAAUCUUCUUCGUCCUCUGCCCCAUCUCUCUCUCUGAUCUCUCUCUCGUCUUCAGAUCGAAAUCGACGGGCGAUGGCGAGCCUGUGGCGAGCGGCUAUGGGCGGGGCCCAAUCAGCCGACGACUACGAGGGCGUGGAGUUCUGGUCGGGCCCGGAGCGAGCUGGAUGGCUCACCAAGCAAGGCCAGUACAUCAAGACAUGGCGUCGCCGCUGGUUCGUGCUCAAGCAAGGCAAGCUCUUCUGGUUCAAGGAAUCCACCGUCACGCGCGCCUCUCGGCCACGCGGCGUCAUCCCAGUGGCCACCUGCCUCACCGUCAAGGGCGCGGAGGACGUCCUCAACAAGCAGUUCGCCUUCGAGCUCUCCACUCGGUCCGAGACCAUGUACUUCAUCGCCGAUUCCGACAAGGAGAAGGAGGACUGGAUCAACUCCAUCGGACGCUCUAUUGUCCAGCACUCCAGAUCCGUCACCGACAACGAGAUCGUCGAUUACGAUAGCAAGCAAUAGGUGGUGCUCAAAUUCGCGUCGGUAAGCGUUUGUGCAAAUUCGGAUACCCUCGAUCUUCUCAACUUUCAUGUUAUGUGCGUAAUAUGUGUAAAUGAAUUUGAAACCAUUUCCUGUUUUAUCUUUUUCUUUUUAAGUGUAUUUUAUUUUUGUUUUGACUAUUAGAUCUUUAAAGUUGACAGGUAUUGGGGUCUUUUCCCAGGUUUUCUGUUGUUGUGUUGAAGAUGUUUUUGUGGAACUUGUAAUUUUUGUGUUCUGUUAGCAAGUAUGUAAAGUAAUUACGAUGA
Messenger RNA from Diospyros lotus (date-plum), 800 nucleotides. RefSeq names its product pleckstrin homology domain-containing protein 1. The transcript has a single exon. Bases 85 to 516 code for a protein of 143 amino acids. NCBI's taxonomy places the organism in Eukaryota, Viridiplantae, Streptophyta, Magnoliopsida, Ericales, Ebenaceae. The record is from RefSeq and is a predicted model, not a curated record.